UCUGGGGCUUCUAUCUCUGUCCCGAGAAUAGAGAGCGUGGCAGCAGGGUUAUCUUGCUCAGGCAGGGAAGAGGAUCGGCUAUGGAGCUCCUCCUGGUAGGGGCGAUAUUGGGGGCCCUCGGAGGCUCCGCAGCGACACUCCCGGGCUCAGAAUCCCCCCCGGCGCUGCUCCCCCGAAACAUAGCCAGGAUGGCGGUCGAAGAAUACAACCAGGAAUCGGGCGGGCAAGUCGUCUUCAGGCUGUGGAAGAUCAGGAGCACACGCAAAACAAGAUUUGACUGGGGGGUUCACUUCAGCAUGGACUUCACCAUCAAGGAGACCCUCUGUCAGAAAACGGGCAAGUACAGGAUUGGAGACUGCAAACACAAACCGAAUGGGACUAUCAGGGAUUGUUCUGCCGAGGUCUCAGUUCAUAACUUCAUGCAAGAUUCACCGCUGACAUCUGUGAAUUGCCACCCGUUGCAGGCAAACAACCCCAACAGCAGAAACGCCAGACCCCAAGCAAUGGCGGCCGCCCAGCCCAGAAUAUUUGUGGAGCAGUACUUCCCAUCUUCCUUUUCCACUGCAGCUCUGACAGCCCCCGAAGAGGAGUAGAGGCACCCCCUGCCCUCUUCCGCUGAGCUGAGGGUCCCUCUCAGAGUUGGGGUCUUUCCGAAAGCCCUUUGGUCCCGUGGACACCUAUCGUUGAUUUUCCAAACUCGUUCAGCUGGUAGAAUAUUACUGUAGACGUGUGGUAUCCAAAUAUUGUUAGUUAUUCUAGGAUGCCACUGAGGUUUUUGUGCGUUUUAAAUGUUGCCUAUUAGCAACGUACAAACGGACCGCUUAUAGACGCAGACUUUCUUUGGAUAAAUAGAAUGAUACUUGGGAUGACUUUAUGCAGAAUACACGAGCUUAUUGAUAAAGGAAUUUGUAUUGGGAUAAUACAACUCUACAUGUUUGUAUACUAAUGUGGGGAAAUGUAACU
This is a messenger RNA of Lacerta agilis (Sand lizard), 963 nucleotides long. Its product is annotated as cathelicidin-3-like. Gene Ontology annotation, molecular function: cysteine-type endopeptidase inhibitor activity. The coding region runs from base 81 to 593 and encodes 170 amino acids. The record is from RefSeq and is a predicted model, not a curated record. The transcript is spliced from 4 exons. Gene Ontology annotation, cellular component: extracellular region. Gene Ontology annotation, biological process: defense response. NCBI's taxonomy places the organism in Eukaryota, Metazoa, Chordata, Lepidosauria, Squamata, Lacertidae.